Molecule: messenger RNA, 699 nt
Organism: Batrachochytrium dendrobatidis JAM81
Lineage: Eukaryota; Fungi; Chytridiomycota; Chytridiomycetes; Rhizophydiales
Exons: 6
Coding region: 1-699 (232 amino acids)
Source: RefSeq, a predicted model, not a curated record
AUGGUCUAUAUUAUUGUAAAACAGACAUCGCUGGAAAAUAUUGCACCAGAGGUGAUUAAGCGUAUUGCUAGAGAGGUGGCAGAUAUAAAAGCCAAUCCACCUGAAGGCAUCUUGAUUAUCGAGGAUGAAUCCAAUAUACUGGAUAUUCAGGCAUGGAUACAAGGACCUGGAACCCCAUUCAAAACAGGCUGUUUUCGAGUAAAGUUAAUGCUGAACAGCUCUUUUCCACAAUCUCCACCUAAAGGUGUAUUUCUUACUCAAAUUUUCCAUCCAAAUGUAUCUGAAUCUGGCGAGAUUUGUGUCAGCACAUUGAAAAAGGAUUGGAAAAGCGAAUUUGGUAUCAAGCAUAUACUUUUGACCAUCAAGUGCUUACUUAUAGUUCCAAAUCCCGAAUCAGCAUUGAAUGAGGAAGCAGGUCGUCUGAUUCUAGAAGACUAUGAAGAGUUUAGCAAGCAUGCGAUAUUGAUUACCAAGAUUUAUGGACAAAACCCAGAUAUUGUGUUUACAAACAGCGAAGGGAGCAAUACCGCAUCUGAUGAUAAGAAAUCAGCAACAAAGACGAUCAAAGCCAUAGAAAAAGAGGACGGUAAUCAACUAGGCAAAUCGAGCGUGCAGAAACGUAGUGCUGAAAGUGCUUUGGAUGGUUCAAAAACGACCAAAGUUACUUUAGAUAAGCGACGUACGCUCAGACGGUUGUAA